UGGUUUCCGGUUCUCUUCCUGGACAUAAUCGCCGCACUCACGCUUGGCUUGGAGACUUAAUGGCUUCCAGCUCAGAGGAGGAUCUGUGCUGUCCGGUCUGUCACGAUGUCUUCAGGGAUCCUGUCGUGCUGUUAUGUAGCCACAGCUUCUGUAAAGUCUGUGUGCAGAGCUGGUGGAGAGAGAAACCAACACGGGAGUGUCCCGUUUGUAAGAGACUUUCAAGGAAAAACCCACCGUGUAACCUGGUGUUAAAGAACCUGUGUGAGGCCUUUUUGCAGCAGAAAGUUUCAGAAGAUCUCUGCCAUCUGCACUCUGAGAAACUCAAACUCUUCUGUCUGGACCAUCAGGAGCCAGUGUGCCUCAUCUGCAGAGACUCAGAAAAACACACCAAUCACAGAUUCAGACCCAUCGAUGAAGCUGCUCGACAACAGAAGAAGAUGCUUCAGGAAGCUCUGCAGCCCUUAAAGGAGAAGUUAAAGAGUUUAAAUAAAGUUAAAGAGAUGUUUGAUCAAACUAUGGCAUUCAUCAUGGCCCAGGCCCAACGCACAGAGAAGCAGAUUAAGGAGCAGUUUAAGAAGCUUCGUGAGUUUCUAACGGAGGAAGAGGAGGCCAGGCUGCGUGCACUGAGGGAGGAAGAGGAGCAGAAGAGUCAGAAGAUGAAGGAGCAGAUAGAUGAUCUGAGCGAGCAGAUAACAGUUCUUUCACAAGAAGUCAAAGACACCGAGGAUGAGCUGACCGCCGAAGACGUCUCAUUCCUGAAAUACUACAAGGACAUAGUGGAAAGUGUCCAGGAGUGCCCCCUGCUGGAGGAUCCACAGCUGCUCUCAGGAGUUCUGAUAGACCAGGCCAAACACCUGGGCAACCUGAGCUUCAACGUCUGGAUCAAGAUGAAGGGUCUGGUCUCCUACACGCCUGUCAUUCUAGACCCAAACACCGCUGGAUGUUUCCUCAUGUUGUCCAAUGAUCUGACCUCCAUGACUGAAGACGACCUGCAGAAAGUUCCUGAUAAUCCAGAGCGGUUCGGUUAUUCCUGGGCCGUCCUGGGCUCCAAGGGCUUUAACUCAGGGACUCACAGCUGGGACGUGGAGGUGGGAGACAGUGAGUACUGGAUCCUGGGUAUGUUUGAAGAGUCUGACCAGAGGAAGAAAUACAUAAUGUCCAAAACAUGGAGAUUAAUGUUCCAUGAAGAUGAAUACUCAGUACGCUCACCAUCAACUCCAGAAACUAAAGUCCCUGUGUCGCUGGUGAUCGACAGGAUCAGAGUGAGUCUGAACUGGGAUGAAGGAAAGCUGUCGUUCUCUGACCCUGACACCGAUGUGCAGAUCCACACCUUCACUCACACUUUCACUAAGAGGAUGUUUCCCUUCAUUAGUACUGGGGAUGAAAUCAAGAUUUUACCCAGGAAGAUCUGUGUGGCUUUAAAACAGCCUUCCUUCUAGAUAUUUGUUGUUUUCCUCCAACUCACUUUAAUCAUCAAGUUCACCCUUUGUCAGUGCUCUGAUUGGUCUACUGACCCACCAAUCUGGGCCGAGUUUUUCGAUGUGGUAGUGUAAACAUGACCUUCAUUUAACCAGCUUUAAAGGUGAGCUUGAGGUGUCUUAAAGGCCGGCCCAGACUACACAAAUUCAGCCAGAUUUAACCCAUUAAAGCCCGAAAAUACAAGUUAUGGCCAGAAAAUUAAAAUUUGUUGGAAUUGAAAUAUUUAUUUAACUUUCUACUGAAAUCCAAAAAAUCAAAAUUUCCAUAAAAUUU
Cheilinus undulatus (humphead wrasse) is the source of this 1752-nucleotide messenger RNA. RefSeq names its product E3 ubiquitin-protein ligase TRIM35-like. Gene Ontology annotation, molecular function: protein binding; zinc ion binding. Bases 60 to 1439 code for a protein of 459 amino acids. The transcript is spliced from 2 exons. Lineage: Eukaryota; Metazoa; Chordata; Actinopteri; Labriformes; Labridae. The record is from RefSeq and is a predicted model, not a curated record.